Messenger RNA from Colletotrichum spaethianum, 1890 nucleotides. RefSeq lists its product as uncharacterized. NCBI's taxonomy places the organism in Eukaryota, Fungi, Ascomycota, Sordariomycetes, Glomerellales, Glomerellaceae. The transcript is spliced from 3 exons. The record is from RefSeq and is a predicted model, not a curated record. The coding region runs from base 1 to 1890 and encodes 629 amino acids.
AUGGCGACGGCGACCGCAGAGGCCGACUCGAAAGAGUCCUCUGCUCAACCACAACCCCAACCUCAGACUCAACCUUCCGACCCGAAAUCCCCGAAUUUCUAUGGUUACUUGUUCAGUCCGGACAAGGCACCGACACCCAUCUUCGACUCCCUCCUGCGCGCCAUCGCCCUCCACAUUAUCACCGACAUUGGCGACAAACAUGUCCUAGCCUUGACCCCUCAGAAGCUGGCCGCCUUUUACAAGGCCGUUGGUGGUGAUUAUGAUUCCCUCUUCAUCGACAUGCCCUACCCCGCCAUAUCCUACAUCUGGCAGGUUACGGGCUGUCAACACUCCAUGCAACCCUCCGACAACGAUUUCGACGCCCCUUCCGUUCCGGCCCUGACACUGCGUGGUUUCGUUCGGUGGGAGUCGAUAGAGAUCCUGUUGAGCCCUGAGGAGCAUGUUCCCUUCAUCCAGCAAGCCGUUAGGACCUGGAACCUGAAGCAUCCCGAAACGGGCGAGCCUUUUCCUCCAGACCUGCCCGCGGAAGCUCUCCCUAGCCAGCCGGAUGCCGGAAUAGAGAAAUGGCACAAGGAGUGCGCCGAAAAGUUGAGGAAGGCGGCAGCACCGAAAGACGAACCUGCAUCUCCCAAGACUGCAACCAGCCGCCCAGUAGAAAGAGAUGAACCGAGAGUCAAGGCAACCUAUGUACACGUUCGCAAUCCCUACCCAAAGGCAUCGGCCAAGCCUUCGCCUCCUCCUCGGGGCCCGCAAGCAGACUAUUUCGCCCCACCGACCCGGCCUCCUGUAGCUUACAGCCAUGUCCCAGGGCAUGCUGCGAAUAGGUACCCCCCUUCGCGUCUAAACAUCCCUCGGAGUCCCGAGCAAGAUCGUUUCCGGGGACAAAACUCGCCAGACGAUCGUCGACGCCGUAGCUUCUCGGACUACCCAUCUCCUCCACAUGAUGCCAUGCACGCCGCCUCCGAGAACCUGAACUUGCAUCCCAACAGACCUCCCACGCAGCCUCGCAGGCAUAGCCAGCCACGACACUACUCGUCGUCCUCGACGUCUGAUGCCGACGAACCCGCGAGUCCGCGAACCAAACGGAGGCCCCACACGCAUCAUUCUAAUGAGCCGCCGCCCCCGGGCUUCCGGCGCAUGGGUCCACAGUCGGGGCCCCAGCCGCCACCGGCGCCACAUGGUCCGCCUCCAGGAGCUCGCAUUCACCGUGCCGAUCUGAGGCCAGACGACGCGCGUCGUCGCAGUAUACCGAUCGUAGAGGGUCUGAGGGACAAGAUUACUGAGAAGGUGUCAUCAAUCCUUCCCAACGGCCGGUCGCCGGAACGUCAUCGAAGCACCUCUGGCCGCCGAAGCGAUCUGCCUUUGCGCCGUAGCCGGGAACACCUGCCAUCUUCCAAACUCAACCGCAGUUGGCCUGACAUCGCUUCCGAGGACUCAGGAGGGUCGGAUUCCGAAGAAGAUGAGCGACGGCGUCGUUUUAAAGCUCGGGAACGUAGAGAGAUGGAAGAGAGAGAGCAGAGGGAGAGGGAGAGGGCGCGUGAAAGAGACCGUGGUCGAGACCGAGACCGCAGACGCGACCGGGACCGGGACAGAGACAGGGACAGGGACUUGGAACGUGAAAGAGACCGGGAGCGCGUCGUGAACUGGGAGAGGGAAGAGGACAUUGAAGCGCGUAGACGGAGGGAGCGACAUUUGGUACGGCCCGAGGCACAGCGCCGAACAAGCAGCCACGCCGACGUGGACCGUAUGCGAGGAAGGGGCGAGGCCUCAUGGGUCCCUCGUGAUCGUGAGGUCAGGGAUGAUAGGAAGCGGUGGAAAGAGCGCGGGACCAGCCCGGUAAUCUCUGGAGUUGGAGGACGACAAUACCCAACUGGACCGAUUCGGAACUAA